AUUUUCCAUAUUCAUUUCAUGACAGACAAAAUAAUGAUUUUAGUCUAUUUACUCGUUUUUAUUAUUGCGGAUAUCAGUGGUGGAUCAUCUUUGGAUAAGACAUUAUGCUCAUCUGCAACAAUUCCAGAUUUAGACGGAGCUUGGGUUUGUGACGAUUCAUGGCUGGUUGAUUAUGAAGAAGAUAUAAGCGAUUAUGAUACUUUUAAAAAAUGGAAUUUAUACUUUGAACUUCCAAAGUUUUAUGCAAUCAGCAAGAUUGCCACUCGUCCAUCAAAAUGUGAUCCAGGAACAUCCGUCAUAGCGCGAUUAUCAGCAGCGGUAUGGGAUGAAAGAUUCAUCAAAGGUGAUGAUGAAAAUCUGGUUGACGCCCCUCAAUCCCAUUGGAUCACGAUUAAAGUUCCCAAUGUCACCUUUAUUGAUGGCUUAUAUGAAGAGUACAGUGGUUUUGCAAGGAGAGCCCCAUACUGGAAAUUGACGAUCGAAACACUUGCAAUUGAUGAUCAUUGCAUUCCGAAGUUUAUGUUCUACGCAAGAGCUGGAAUUGCUGCGAUGCAGCAUUUCGUCAUGGAAUUGGACUUUCCGGACGUCGAUGAGCCACUACCUGACUCAGAAGACGACGUUAAUGCACCGACGGGAAAUACGUGUAGUCGGGUGACUGGUGUACCAUCGGAGGCUGUUUCACGAUAUAGACUUGAUACAUCUUUCUAUCGUAAAUACACGAGUGCAUAUGGAAUUCCCGUAAUGAGUUCAUCUAACGUAGAUGACAGGGCCUUACAACGAGCUUGUUACGUUGUAAGGUUUAUGAUGGCAGAUAGAAAAGACCUCCGUGAUCACAUGUAUCGCAAUAAGGGAAGAGUCGCAAUUAUAGGCAGAAGAGAGACGGUACCAAUGGUACCGGAAAUGCGACAAUACACCUGGUGGACACGACGGGCAGCUGGAGGAACAUUCCAAAAUCCAGUAAAUGUUGGAGCAGAAGAGAAUAUGUUGUGUGAAAGAGGGGACGGAUACGCCCGAAAUCAAGACAUUUUUAUGCAUGAGUUUGCACAUGGUAUUCAUUUGAUAGCAUGCCACACUGCAAUACCAAACUUUAAUUCACGUCUUCAACGUUCAUUCAAUUACGCCAGGUCAAGGGGUUUAUGGACAAACACAUAUGCCAAUACCGACAACAGGGAAUACUUUGCUGAAGGGGUACAAGCAUUUUUUGAACAACAACGAGAGGGACCAGUGGGUGGCGACGGAAUUCAAAACCACAUAAACACAAGAGAAGAACUGAAACGCCAUGAUAGAACUUUGUACAAUAUUAUUGAUGAACUUUUUCCAUGUUACAACGACUAUAUACCAAGAUGCAAUGACAUCGGGCAGAGCAAAGGUCUGGGACAAAGUUUGAAAAGAGAUUGCAAAGAUGGUGUAGGGACUACUGAAACGCCUACAACUACUAAGAGUCCGGAUACUUGCACUGAUGACGAGGAAUCCUGCUCUAACUGGGCGGCUUCAGGAGAAUGUCAGAAAAAUCCUGAAAUUAUGUUAAUCAUCUGUAAAAAGAGCUGUAAAGUUUGCACAACAAAGCCACCUGGAACAACCAAACCUUCCACGACUACUAAACAAACGACGUCUGGUACGAAUAAACCAUGCCUCGAUGAGAACGUUUCUUGUGCCCAGUGGGCUAGUAUGGGCGAAUGUGAGAAUAAUCCGGAUUACAUGAAAGACAAAUGCAGAAAAAGUUGUAACUCUUGUUCAGUGCCUUCAACGACAUCACCUGUAACUACUGUCGCACCGCCAACAACAUCGUCAGCAACAACAACAAACCCAGUUCCAUGUACUGAUAUGGAAGAGUCAUGCAGUACUUGGGCAGCAGAUGGCGAAUGUCAAAAAAAUCCGGAUAUCAUGUUGGUCCUUUGUAAGAAAAGUUGUAAAGCCUGUACAACCAAGCCACCUGCUUCUUCAACGACAUCACCUGUAACUACUGUCGCACCGUCAACAACAUCGUCAGCAACAACAACAAACCCAGUUCCAUGUACUGAUAUGGAAGAGUCAUGCAGUACUUGGGCAGCAGAUGGCGAAUGUCGAAAAAGUCCAGAUAUCAUGUUGGCUCUUUGUAGGAAAAGUUGUAAAGCCUGUACAACCAAGCCCCCUGGGACAACCAUUUCCCCCAACACAACCAAACCUACUACGACAACCACUACUACUACUACCAAGACAGCCACUACUACAACCAGACGACCUACUACCACAACUAAUCCGCCAAAGGUCUGCUUGGACGAGAACCAUUCUUGUUCGUAUUGGGCUAGUAUCGGUGAAUGUGAAAGGAACCCCGUCUAUAUGAAAGACAAAUGCAGAAAGAGUUGUAAAGAAUGUUCAGGGUCUUCUUGCUCCGAUGAAGACGCACAGUGUACAGGCUGGAGAUCAUACUGCUCUUCUAAUACUUAUGUUAUUCGAAAUUGCAAGAAAACAUGCAACAAAUGUUAAUAUCAAUAUUUUUAGUGAACAAUGAUAAUUAUAUCCCCAAACAUAUUAUUAUAUAUAUAUAUAUAUAUAUAGUUUAUAUCAAGUUAGUGGAGUCAAAGGGGUUUAUUUCAAUAGAUUAAAACCUUUGACUCCGAAUUGUCUCUUAAUUCCGAGUAAAAUAUUAAACCGUACAUUUCGGCAAAUACAUUGACUAUCAUGGUAUAUUACAAAUUUUUGUUCCAACUAUCUACUACAAUUUUAGGCCCCAGAAGCUUAAAUUUGGAACUGCGGGCCCGGUUUGAAAAAACGCGCCAGAACCUUUCGCACUUGAAAAUAUCAAUGUAUUACAUUAUUAAAACUCCGAUCGUGAUUUUAGGUCAGGGGCUUCAUACCGGCCGUAUGGCUAUGAUUCAUUACUUGAUUACAGAUGAAUAUUUGCAGGCACCAAGAUGUCACACGUUUUGGGAGCAGCUUUGUAAAAUACAAUGGGUCGUGCGUGACUCGUGAGCAUAAUAUUCACCGACUCAAUUCUCUCAAAUUCCAGGUUGCUUGCGAACCUUACCAUUACAUUUUAUGCGUCUGAAUUCAUUUUUGUAUUUUUGAGUUUGUUGACUGCAAGUUGAGCAAUAAAUUUAUUUGAAUGUUCA
Molecule: messenger RNA, 3092 nt
Organism: Styela clava
Lineage: Eukaryota; Metazoa; Chordata; Ascidiacea; Stolidobranchia; Styelidae
Molecular function (GO): metallopeptidase activity
Source: RefSeq, a predicted model, not a curated record